GAAGGUACAUUCCCCAUCCCCUACAUUCCCCUCCAAGACACUGGCCUCACUCUGUCACGCCUCACCUGCCUGUCACCAGAACCUGUUCAGGCGGAACCUCUACCGUGUUCCAACAUGGCGUUUCCCGACCUGCAACUUUGUGGCUGAUGGUCCGGUGGCCGGAGGUUGGGUGAGCAUCCCGCUCUUUGUCCUGCGGUGGUGAGUCCAAAGUGAGCAUCACAUCGCUGUCAGUGAGUAACUCACAUUGCCCUACUGGCUGACAACCUUUCGCGAGAAAGCCAAGUGUACAGAAAAGGAAGAAGUGAUACAAAGAUAUCCACAGACCGUGGGACACAGUCCUGUUUGUUCUCGGACUUGCCAUUUGCCUUUUCAUGUUUUGCAUUAGGAAAAGUUAAAUAUUUAAACUUUCUUAAAAUAGAUCGUGAAUUGUGAGAAGACGGCGUCAGUGCCGUUGUGUGAUCCGAUGGAUUAAAACUUCUCCAUCAUUGAACACAUUGCACAGACUGGAUCCUGAGGGACAAGGGAAGUGAGAAGAGCGUUGACGACGAUGGAGAAGUCUGGCAGACCCAAGUGGGUUACAAGCUUCCAGGAAUCGCCGUUAGUCUCUGCACCAGACUUCUGGAACUCGUCCCUGAACACCAGAAAGCACCCGUCUGACCCAGCAGGGUACAAGGGGACAGCCCAGCACGAGACAUCGAGCACGGCCAGCCACUCAUCCUCAACAUCAACGGUUUCUUCAGAGCGCAUGCGCGCCAGACGAGUCGUCCUUUUCAUUAUCCUCGUCAUUGCCGCCUUUCUCGUGGCCAUCCUCGUGGGACUUCUCGUCUACUUCCUCUUCAUGACAGAUAGACCACGCCACAGGACAGAGUGGCUGGAGUGACAGGGUCUGUGCGGCUUCUGAAUGUCACCUACAGCGACUCCAUGGCCAACGUGUCCUCAGGCGCCUUCUUUGAUGUCGCCGACCCCUUCUGUCGCGAG
Pomacea canaliculata is the source of this 978-nucleotide messenger RNA. RefSeq lists its product as uncharacterized. NCBI's taxonomy places the organism in Eukaryota, Metazoa, Mollusca, Gastropoda, Architaenioglossa, Ampullariidae. The coding region runs from base 548 to 880 and encodes 110 amino acids. The transcript is spliced from 4 exons. The record is from RefSeq and is a predicted model, not a curated record.